AUGGUCGACUUCACCCUCUCCAACUCCGAAGAGCAAACAAGAGCGGCAGCUCGCAGCUUCGCCGCUGCCCACUUAGCCGGCGCUGAAGCAAUAUAUUCGGACCUCGCAAUACCCGAAGAGCGAUUUCAAAGUCUCCGGUCCAUCUAUGCGGCCGCAGUAAAGGCUAAUCUCAUCAAGGCCCAGGUGCCGGCGCAGAUCGGGGGCAGCAGUACUAAUCUGGUCGAGGCUGCUAUCCUAGUAGAGGAGUUCUACGCCGUCGAAGCAUCCGCUUCAUUAACCAUUUUCGGAACCGGACUGGGCUUGACUCCAGUCGCGCUGGCUUAUCGGCCUUCAAUUCAGAAAUUCCUGGAUCCCUUUCUUUCAAGCGAGGGGACACCGCUUGCUUCGUUGGUGUUUUCGGAGCCGGCGGGCGUAGCGAAUUGGCUGGAACCUGGAGCGCCUGGAUUGCAAACAACAGCACGCCAGGAGGGAGACGAGUGGGUUCUGAAUGGUGAAAAGAUAUGGGCUACCAACUCCGCAGGCUGGGACUUUCGAGGUGCCGAUCUAAGCUGCGUGGUGUGUCGAUGCGUUAAUGAGGACGUGGUUGCGCAGGCCUCCUGUCCUCGGGACCUCAUCAUGAUUCUGCUUGUCACUCGGGAGGAUAUCCAGAGAAACGGACCGGACUGCUUCCAGGUCCUCAAGCAUGUUGAGACGGCGGGACACAAAGCCACCUCGGGUCCUCAUAUCAAGUACACAAACCUCCGAGUCCCAGUCGAAAACGUCCUCUGCGUGCCAGGCGCCGGUGCCCCCAUCGUGCUACACUCCUUUGAGAUCUCGGCAAUGCUCGUAGGAGCAAUGGGCGUCGGGGUCCAACGAGCCGUAUUCGAUGCGGCCCUGACAUUUUCUCGUGACCCACGUGGUGGCACCGUCCCCAUCGCUCAACGUCAGUCCGUCGCGGAUCUUCUGAUCAACAUCAAAAUGCGGACAGAGACAUCGCGGUACCUGACGUGGAAAGCAGCGCACUGUUUGACGUCCGGCCCUGGCGAGCAUGCACAGCGGCGGGAGCAUGCACUGCUGGCCAAGGUACAUUGCUCCGAUGCGGCGGUGCAGUCGUGUCUAGACGCGAUCAACGCGGUGGGGGUGUCGGCGUAUAACCUCGAAACGCCAUUUGCUUCCCUCCUCGCCACUGCGCUUGUCCUGCCUAUUUUUGACGGAGGUAAUGUGGGGAUCCGCAGACGGGCACUGCAGGAUCUGUUCCUUGAAGAAGGAUAUCAGCCGUGGGGUACGACCUUUGGAUUCGAUAGCUAG
Molecule: messenger RNA, 1287 nt
Organism: Aspergillus pseudoviridinutans
Lineage: Eukaryota; Fungi; Ascomycota; Eurotiomycetes; Eurotiales; Aspergillaceae
Product: acyl-CoA dehydrogenase family protein
Exons: 5
Coding region: 1-1287 (428 amino acids)
Biological process (GO): butyrate catabolic process; fatty acid beta-oxidation using acyl-CoA dehydrogenase
Molecular function (GO): flavin adenine dinucleotide binding
Source: RefSeq, a predicted model, not a curated record